AUGUCGAGCUCGCCUCGUUUCUGGGCCACGCCCCUCAGGUACUGCCGCUGGGCGGCCCGCGAGAGGCCGGCGUACUUCUGGUCCGUCGUCAUUGGCUCCAUGGGUCCCGUCACCCUCCUCGUCGUCCCACCCAUCAGGUACCGCCUCGGAGACGUCGACGCCCCCGAGAUUCCUAUGACAUACCCGAUUCCCAGGGGCCCAAGGAAGAAGUUGACCGGCUAUGACGAUGACACUGAAACUGCAUGA
Pyricularia grisea is the source of this 246-nucleotide messenger RNA. RefSeq lists its product as uncharacterized. The record is from RefSeq and is a predicted model, not a curated record. NCBI's taxonomy places the organism in Eukaryota, Fungi, Ascomycota, Sordariomycetes, Magnaporthales, Pyriculariaceae. The coding region runs from base 1 to 246 and encodes 81 amino acids. The transcript is spliced from 2 exons.